AUGACGACAUCCAGCAGGCAGAGCUCUUCUACAUCUCUGGUCAACAACUUGGCCAAAAUAUUUGCUUUACAAAACCACGGGCUUCAUAAUGAAAUGGAACCCCCUCAAAUUCUUCAUGUUGCAAGUAAUGAUGUCAGCACAUCUGAAAGUUUUAACAUCAUGGAUAUGAAGUUUGCAUCCCUUGAACAGAAAUUAGUUAAGCUGUUGACUCUGCAAGACCAAGUUCUUAAGAAGCUAAACAGUGUUUCUCAAUAAAUCUGUUGCAUUGAAAAAGACAUUGAGAUUGUAAAGGCAGAAGCCUCUGAAUCUGGAUCCCGGAUGGAAAUGCAUGCAAAUCUGAGAAGUGAUGAAAUGAGGAGACUUUGCUUUAAAAUGAAAAAAUCUCUUUCUAAUAUGAAUAGGAAUGCAGAGCAGCAAGUUAAAAGACUAGACAGAUUGGAACAAAGUGUUACUGGGUUACAGCAGCUUGUAGGGCCUUUGAAGGUUAAAACAUCAGUAACCCGUCAUUUAAGUGUAAAACACCAUACUCAGAAACGUAAGCUUUGCAAGGCAGGCAAUUAUAGGAAGGGAGCUGGACAUCUUUUUAGGAUGCAGAUAUUCUCAGACACAACAUGUGAUGCCCUGCUCAAGAAGAAAAAUGAAAAGGUCAUCAAAGAAAAGUCGUAUUUGAGUGAAACAGGAACAAAUUCUAUAAAAGAACAGAAACCACCGGAUUCCACAGAGGGGGCCACCCAGAAGAGCCAGUCCUGGUCUCACAAAGAGAAAGUUUAUAAGCUCAACAAGGAAAAUGCUGAGAAGGCAAGUUCUGUUCUGCUUCAAAUGGAUUCGCCCAAAUUUCAUUCCGGAGGGUCAAAGGAGAAGGGAGAAAGUUUGGCUUUUGAAAGCUAUUACAAAUACAGGAGGAGCUCAGUUCAGCAAUCCUUCACUAUAGAAAAGCAACAGGAAGAUGCUGUUGAUGAUGUUUGUCAAAGGGUAACUGGGCAGGAGAUAGAGAGCAAGUCUCUAGCAGGUGGGAAGAGGAAGGAGGAAUAUCAGGUGUCUGAAGAUGAAAGACAAGAGGAGAGAGAAGAUGAAGAGGAGGGAGAAAUUGGUGAGAAUGAAGAAGAGGAUGAUGAACCACCAGCUGCUUCCCAAAAUGAAGAUGAGGCAGGAGAAAGCCACAGUCAGGAGGCACCACAGGAAAGGUGUAAAGGCUGCGAAAAAGAUGAUAAUCCCACUCCACCAGCACCAUUUGAUCACAGGAUUGUCUCAGCCAAAAGGGCAGGUAUCAGCAGUUACUAUAAUGUCAGCAAGAAUGAAAUCCUGGGAGGAGGGCGAUUUGGCCAAGUGCACAAAUGUGAAGAGAAAGCAACAGGUCUCAAGCUGGCAGCCAAAAUUAUAAAAGCCAAAGGUGAUAAACAAAAGGAUGAGGUAAAGAAUGAAAUCAAUGUUAUGAACCAGCUGAACCAUGUGAACCUCAUCCAGCUGUAUGAUGCCUUUGAAUCCAAAAAUGACAUUGUUCUGGUCAUGGAAUAUGUGGAAGGAGGAGAAUUAUUUGAUCGAAUUAUUGAUGAAAACUACAAUUUGACAGAGAUGGAUACCAUCUUGUUCAUAAAACAGAUCUGUGAGGGGAUCCAGUACAUGCACCAAAUGUACAUUCUUCAUUUGGAUCUCAAGCCUGAGAAUAUCCUCUGUGUGAACCGAGCAGCAAAUCAAAUAAAAAUUAUUGAUUUUGGAUUGGCAAGAAGAUAUAAACCCAGGGAAAAACUUCGAGUUAACUUUGGGACUCCAGAAUUCCUUGCACCUGAAGUUGUGAAUUACGAGUUUGUCUCCUUUCCUACAGACAUGUGGAGUGUAGGAGUCAUUGCUUAUAUGCUACUGAGUGGAUUGUCUCCUUUUUUGGGUGAUGAUGACAAUGAGACUCUCAACAAUAUCCUGGCUUGUAGAUGGGAUUUUGAGGAUGAGGAAUUUCGAGGUGUUUCUGAUGAGGCCAAAGAUUUUAUCUCAAAGCUUCUCAUCAAGGAAAAAUGCUGGAGAAUAAGUGCAACUGCUGCCUUAAAACACCCAUGGUUUUCAGACCACAAGCUCCACUGCAGACUCCAGAAGAAGGCUAAAGGUGACUGUGUGUCCCCAGCACUUCUGGCUCAGUAACCUCUCUGAAAGAGCUGCCAAACAGAAGAAAAGCUGCUGUGUGGUUACUGCUGCUAAGAGAUUUGAAAAUAUCAGCAGUCUUGGUGCUUUAGCCCCCUGCCAUGACCCAGACUUUUACUAAACGGACCAACAGCACUUUAGCUGCAGGACAAGUCCAAGCAUUGCUGAGCUGCUUCCUCUCUAUUCAGCUAUCAAAAGAGGGAAAGUAUUUCUGCAGUUUGCAGGAAGGUGUUUUUGCUUGAACACCGUGUUCUCCAUGGCCGAUUAUGCUA
This is a messenger RNA of Struthio camelus australis, 2402 nucleotides long. Lineage: Eukaryota; Metazoa; Chordata; Aves; Struthioniformes; Struthionidae. The record is from RefSeq and is a predicted model, not a curated record.